CAUCGUCCGGGGAAAGUCGACCCUCACCUUCCAUCCUCCUUCCAUCUCCCUCUCGUUUGUCCUCCCCGCCGAAUUUUCUCUUCCCAAUUGCAGCGAUGCGGUUGCCGGGGGCCUCGAGCCGUGCACUGAAGGGGGUCCGACCACCAUUGGCCCUCUUCCGCGACGCACCGAGACGUUCUCUUCAUACUCCGACGUACGACGCCGCGGUGAUCGGUGGUGGCAUAACCGGACUCACCACGGCCUACCGCCUUUCCAAGGAUCCGAAAUGCUCCAAAAUCACCUUGUACGAGAAGUCGAGUCAUUUAGGAGGCUGGUUACAGUCUGAGAAAAUCCCUUUCAAGGAUGGACAUGUGGUUUUUGAAUAUGGCCCGCGCACCUUGAGGACCGUGUUACCCAGCUGUCUCCCGCUGCUGGACCUGCUCGCCGAUCUGGACUUGUUGGACGACGUUCUCAUAACGCGCAAAUCCUCCCCCGCCGCCCUCAAUCGUUACGUCUACUACCCCGACCAUCUGGUGCGCCUGCCAGCGCCACACCCUUCGCGCAACGUGCUCGGCAAUAUCUGGUCCAUACUAAGGACCCUGCUCACUGAACCCGUGUUCAAGACCCUUUUCCAGGGCCUUUAUAAUGAUCUAAACCCUGAAGGUCCGCAAACAUUGAAAUCCGACGAAUCUAUUGCGGAUUUUGUCUCGCGCCGAUUUACGCCGGAAUUGGCCGAUAAUCUGGUCUCCGCGGUAGUCCAUGGAAUAUAUGCCGGUAACAUCGAUCGCCUUAGUGCAGACGCGAUCAUCCCAUUCCGCGAACAAAUACCCUCCACCCCAUUCGGAUUCAGUGUACUAGGCUCGGUACUAUGGGACCUUCGACAAGGGAACCGGCGGCUGGUCGUAGAUGACCAUCUAGCUUUACACGCCAUUCUUCAGGGAAAGCCGCAGAGCUACUUGAAGGAUUUAAGGAAUUUGAUCCGCGGGUCCAGUGUUCUGACUCUACGCAAUGGCCUCCACCAGCUCUCUGAUGCAUUGUUGACUGCGUUGACCAAGUCGAAGAAAGUAGACUUUCUGCCCGAGACAGAAGUCACGGCAGUUAACCGGAAUGCAGGCUCCUCCAAUAUAACGAUCACUCCUGGGCGCGGUGAAAGCCGCAUGCACAAUCGGGUGGUCUCCACGAUUCCCGCUCCUCAUAUCGCAAGGGCACUGCGCCAGACCGACGGGAACGGCCGCGGACUCCCACAAAAUACAAUUCAAAGUCUUGAGGAGCACAACUACGCAGUGACAGUGAUGGUGGUGAAUCUUUUCUAUGAGAACAAAGAUCUGCUUCCGGUGAGAGGCUUUGGCUACCUGAUCCCACGGUCAAUCCCCUUCGAACAAAAUCCGGAGAGGGGCCUGGGGGUGAUCUUCGGGACUGAGGCUAGUGUUGGCCAGGAUACGGUGGCUGGCACCAAACUCACGGUGAUGAUGGGCGGUCACUUGUGGGAUGGCUGGAAAGAAUCUGACUACCCAGAUCAUGAUACCGCCGUCGACAUGGCCCGCUCCUUGCUGGAAAGACAUCUGGGUAUCACCGACGCCCCGGCUAUCAGUCGUACCCGCCUGCAUCGGGAUGCUAUUCCUCAGUACACAGUCGGCCAUAUGGACCGCAUGAGAACACUUUCAGACUCUGCACGCCAAGAGUUCAACAACCGGUUGACCUUUGCCGGAAGCUGGUAUGGCGGUGUUGGAGUAGUCGACUGUAUCAGACAGGCAUAUUUGGCGGCGUCAUACGGCGUUGGCGCGCAGAAGCUCAGGCCUGACAGUACCGUCCAACCCUGGAAGAGCCUCGACUACAUGAGCUGGGAUCUGGAGGGUGGUAUAGUCACAUCGCCGAUCCGGCGGACGAAAAUCGCCCGGCCGCCUGCGUGAUGAGAUUACUAAUUAUUCUGUACCAUGUAAAUAACUAUAGCUUUCUGCAUUGAUGGUUGGGUCCUAUGGAUGGGUCUGCUCGAGACUGUCUGCCGUCUCCACCAAAUAUUCCUACAUUGGACAAGUCAAGACAAUGAAAAAAGAACGGAAAUAGACUUAGAUAUUCAUCCGACAAGCUGUAAAAAUCCACAUCGUAAAUCCCCUUCGUAAUUUCUCAUCUCAGGUCCUCACCCGGGAAGAUACUGGAGUCCGUUGCAAUAAAGCCGUCCUACACAGAUUCCGAGGGACAGCAGAACACUGGUUUGACGUGAUGAGGUGAUGUUUUCC
This is a messenger RNA of Aspergillus steynii IBT 23096, 2216 nucleotides long. RefSeq names its product oxygen-dependent protoporphyrinogen oxidase (gene hem14). The transcript has 3 exons. Gene Ontology annotation, cellular component: mitochondrial inner membrane. Bases 96 to 1889 code for a protein of 597 amino acids. NCBI's taxonomy places the organism in Eukaryota, Fungi, Ascomycota, Eurotiomycetes, Eurotiales, Aspergillaceae. The record is from RefSeq and is a predicted model, not a curated record. Gene Ontology annotation, molecular function: protoporphyrinogen oxidase activity, oxygen as acceptor. Gene Ontology annotation, biological process: heme biosynthetic process.